UUGAGGCCAGUCCCCCUCAGUGGCUCAGUCUGCAGACUGGCCCCCUGAGCACUGGCCUACGCCAUCUCAGCAGGUGCAUCCUCCCUAAGAGUUUUCAAGGGGCCAAGGCAAGAGCCAAAGAGACCACCAUGGGGUCAUCCCCUAACUGACAACGCAAACCCAAGAAAGUUUGGGAUGGGUGGUCAGGAACCAGGCAUGCCACAGCUCCACCCCUGGGAGGGUGGAGGAGGGUGCUGGCUCAGCCCUGAGAGGCCCAGGAGCUGUGGUACCUGAGGGAGGCAGAGCUCUGCACAGCGGCACCAUGUCCUGGGCUCUCAUCCUGCUAUUGCUCCUGGCCCACUGCACAGGGUGUGGCCCUCAGCAGUUGCUGGAUCAGCCGCCGUCUGUGUCCUCGUCCCUCGGAACCACAAUCCACCUGGCCUGUACCUUGAGCAGGGACCUUGACAUCAGCAUUUACAACAUCCAGUGGUACCAGCAGUGGCCCGGCCACCCUCCAAGAUUCUUGCUGAGCUAUUUCUCCCAUUCAGACAAAAUCCAGGGCCACAAGGUCCCCCCUCGCUUCUCUGGAUCCAAAGACAUGGCCAAGAACACGGGGUAUUUGAGCAUCUCUGAGCUUCAGCCUGAGGACGAGGCUGUGUAUUUCUGUGCUGCCAUGGUUGAGAGAUUGGAGCGGGAGCGGGAGAGGGAGAUGGAGAGAGAGAUGAGGGAAGGAAACGAGCCUGCUGCUCCAGUGUCCCCGGCACCCUAGGAAAUGCUUGCGUUGAACUAAAGGCAGAGGGAUGGGAGUCCCUGUGGGCAGGAGGGUGGGGUCAGGGCUUCCUGUAAACCCCCAUGAAGGCCAGAUUCGAGGAUUAAAGCUACUUCUGCCUUGGGAA
Messenger RNA from Phacochoerus africanus (Common warthog), 875 nucleotides. RefSeq names its product immunoglobulin omega chain-like. The record is from RefSeq and is a predicted model, not a curated record. Bases 302 to 748 code for a protein of 148 amino acids. Gene Ontology annotation, biological process: immune response; immunoglobulin production. The transcript is spliced from 2 exons. Lineage: Eukaryota; Metazoa; Chordata; Mammalia; Artiodactyla; Suidae.